CUUCCCUCUCACUCAGUGAUGUGAGAUGGCUGAAGAAGAAAGAUUGACUGGUUCCUCUUCCGGCCCGAGCCCGAGCCCGGACCCGUGCCCUAUUUGCCUUUCCCCAACAACUCAAGAAUCCUAUUUGGAUCAGUGUUUCCAUUGUUGCCCUCCGUCCGAGUAAUAUGAGCUGCUCGUCGCAGAUUCGAUAUAAUUGUUCUCUCUAAUAGUAAUUUUUAAUUGGAGGAAGUGAUGAUUCGAUUUUUGGGAAAGGAAAAUAGAAAGAAGCCAACAAGGAGUUUGACGAUGCAAUAGUAGAAAAUCUCAAGAGGAACUAUUGAGUUUCUAUAUGGAGUGAUAAAUAAACUUAAUUAUGACAUUUAGAUGCUUCAGUACUUUUUGGUGAGAUCAUAAACAUUUGACCUUUAACUCCUAUGUUGAUGAAAGAAAUAGUUUUAUGGGGUGAAAUUCAGAAACUUUACAAUCUCUCAUAGUUCUUGAAAGACGCUGUCUGCUGUCUAAACCUUUAGCUUAAGCUGUCUUCAUAAAUAUGCUGACUUUAUCUACAAUGAAGAAGAUAUACUGUGGUUUUCAAUUAUCCAUUUAUGUUUAAGCUAAACUGUUUCAGAUAAAUUUUGCUAUCACUGCAUAGUUAAAUGGAUCAAUGUAGUUGCACGUGUGCAGUCUUGUACAUCUUCAACAAUGGCUUGUCCUUUGUGCAAGAGAGAGAAUUUCUCCAUUAUUUGUGGAUAUGAUGGAAUUUCUUAUCAACGGCAUUAUGUUGGCAAGAGUUUGGAAAAUAGUGAAUUCUUUUCAGAAGCUCACAGAUAUAGGCUGAAAUGCUACUACACCGACUCAGGUGAUAUUGCUGAAAAAUUAAAGGUUUCACUUUACUGGAAGUUACGUAAGUAUCUACGGCAAAAUCAUUUCCUGGCUGACUGGUUGAGAAGGGAAAUUCAGGCUGUAAUGCAGGAGGAGGAUGCUGACAUUAUCAUGUAUCACGUACUUGGUGUCAUCGACUCGUUAAGAAGGGAUUGGUCGAAAAAGACAAGCGUCUCAGCUGAAAAGGCUCGAGAAGAGUUUAGAGUAGCAGUUUCGGAUGCGGUGAGGCCAUUUUUGACAGGGAGAACAGCGAGAUUUGUAGAAGAGUUAGAAGUGUUUGUAGCAUCAGGGCUCAACAUGGAUGCUUUUGAUCAAGUGUACAUUAAGCAUUUAGGCUGGGACGAGAGUGAGAAGAAGGAAACUCGUCAACCUACUACACCUGCUGUGCCCUACUUGUACAUAUUUGAUGAAGAUGAGGCUGAAGAUAGAUGACUCCUUUGUGCCCUUGUUAAAGGAGUUUUAACAUUGGAGGAAAUCACUUUGGUUAUCAGUUACUACAUGAAAGCAGAUGUUUGGACCUUUCAGUCACAUAUAUUGCCAUGGUCCUAACAUGAGGUCUA
Salvia hispanica is the source of this 1421-nucleotide messenger RNA. The record is from RefSeq and is a predicted model, not a curated record. NCBI's taxonomy places the organism in Eukaryota, Viridiplantae, Streptophyta, Magnoliopsida, Lamiales, Lamiaceae.